AUGAGGCUGCCCCAAGCCACUUCGGCCGCCCGGCUGACGACUCUUCCGCUUGGAUUCCCACACUCACUACUCCCUCUUCACUCGUCAAUGCUCCGAUUUCGGGCGUCUCGACUACCAAUUGCUUGCGCAUGCACGCCAGCACGACACCAUUUACGAUUACUUCACAGCACGGCGCGCCGAGCCGUAUGGGAGUCUUCCCGGAGCAGGGUGGUCCACUCAAGGUCGCAUCAUUCGAGAGCACGAGAUAAGAAGGAGGAGAGCAAUAGUAGCAAAGGACCAAAUCCGAAUGGACAGUCUUACGGACAGUGGAAUGGCGGACAGCAACGGACAAGGCGCGCCCGCGUCACACUCCUGGCAGCUAUCCACGGCGGUACGGCUGCCGCCCUCGGCACAGCGGCCUUUGUCGAACUCAGCGAAGAGGACAAUGCCGGCACCGGAUACACGACCGAGUCCCGCAUGCUCGAUGUGUCCCGGGAAGAAAUAGACAAGAAGCGCGCUCACGUCCACGACGGCGACGGCCGCAUCAUGUCGGCCUUGCACUACAUCGUGCGGAUUCUCGAUAUGUUUGUAUGGGAGCCGCUAUGCACGGGCCUGCGGUUCCUGCAGCUAAGCUGCCUUUUUGUGCCCGUCAUUGUGGCCGUGCCUGUCCUGUGGGUCGGCCAGCGGCAGCCCGACCGCGACGGCGAACGGUCCGGCGCGCUGUGGUGGUACGGCAUGUUGGUGAGCAGCAUGGAGCAUGCGGGGCCAACCUUUAUCAAAUUGGGCCAAUGGGCGGCGUCGCGGUCCGACAUCUUCCCACAGGAGCUGUGCGAGAUCAUGUCCAAGCUGCACUCCAAUGCGCCGGCCCAUUCGCUGCGGACCACCAAGAAAACGGUCGAGGCCGCCUUUGACAGGCGGCCCUUUGACGAGAUCUUUGCCGAGUUCCAGGAGGAGCCGUUGGGCGUGGGCGCGAUAGCGCAGGUCUACAAGGCCAAGCUGCGGCCCGACCUGGCGGUCCCUGGCGACGUGGACGUGAUGCAUGUGAAAGAGGGCGGCGCUGGUGGUGGCAUUGGCCGGGGUGGUUACGGCGACGACGACUACGCUUCGUCUGCCACUUCGGUCCCCCAAAGCCUGGCGGCCGUGCGCGAAAAGGUGCAGAGCAACGUUCGGCGACACGUCGAUCCGCUGCUCAAGAGUUCGCCCCAGCGCGUGCCCUCGUCGUACGUGGCCAUCAAGGUGCUGCACCCCGGCGUCGAGCGCACGGUGCGGCGCGACCUGCGCAUCAUGCACUUCUUUGCUUCUCUUCUCAACGCGGUGCCGGGCAUCGAGUGGCUGUCGCUGCCCGACGAGGUCGUGCAGUUUGGCGAGAUGAUGAAGCUGCAGCUCGACCUGCGCAUCGAGGCGGCCAACCUGGCCAUGUUCCGGCGCAACUUCCGCGACCGCACGACGGCGUGGUUCCCGUUCCCCUACACCGAGUUUACGACACGCAAUGUGCUCGUGGAGGAGUUCGCGCAAGGCAUUCCGCUGGCCGACUUUAUGGAGAAUGGCGGCGGUGUGUUCCAGCACGACAUUGCCUCGGAGGGGUUGGACGCCUUUUUGCGCAUGCUGCUGCUUGACAACUUUGUGCAUGCCGAUCUCCACCCGGGCAACAUUAUGGUGCGCUUCUAUAAGUCGGCCAAGCCAGAGCUGUCUCUGACGGGGCCACUUCAAUCGGCCUCGUCUCCGUCUGCGUCGCGGUCUUCGUCUUCGUCUUCUGGAGCCUCCGGCCAGUCCGGCGGUUUGGACGUCACUGAGCAGGUGCUGGAGCGUCUGCGGCCAUACCGGCACGGCAAGAACGUGGCCGCGUGGGAGAGGGAGCUGGCCAAGAUCGAGGCCGAGGGCUUCCACCCGCAGCUCAUCUUUAUUGACACGGGCCUGGUGACACAGCUCAACGAGACCAACCGAACCAACUUUUUGGACCUUUUCCGCGCCGUCGCCGAGUUUGACGGGUACAAGGCCGGCCACCUCAUGUGCGAGCGCUGCCGCCAGCCCGAGGCCGUCAUCGACAAGGAAGUCUUUGCGCUCAAGAUGCAGCACCUGGUCUUGUCCGUCAAGAGCCGCACGCUCGCGCUUGGCAACGUCAAGAUUGGCGACAUUCUGCAGCAGGUGCUGGGCAUGGUCCGCUCGCACCAUGUCCGGCUCGAGGGCGACUUUGUCAACAUUGUCAUCUCCAUCCUGCUGCUCGAGGGCAUCGGCCGCAGCCUCGACCCGGCCACGGACCUGCUGAGCGCGUCGCUGCCCAUCCUGCGGCAGCUUGGCGCGCAGAGCGGCGCCGGUAUGAUGAAGCAGGGCGACUUCUCCAUGCUGCGGAUCUGGGUCGGACUGGAGACGCGGCGGUUCCUGCAGGCGAGCGUGGAGGACGUGGAGCGGUGUGUCAAGUACGAUCUGCUCUCGCCGAAUGUAUGA
Sporothrix schenckii 1099-18 is the source of this 2424-nucleotide messenger RNA. Its product is annotated as aarF domain-containing kinase. Lineage: Eukaryota; Fungi; Ascomycota; Sordariomycetes; Ophiostomatales; Ophiostomataceae. Bases 1 to 2424 code for a protein of 807 amino acids. The record is from RefSeq and is a predicted model, not a curated record. The transcript has a single exon. Gene Ontology annotation, cellular component: mitochondrion.